AUGACAUUAUGUGGGACUAAUCCUGCUCAUUACAAGGGUUCCAUCGCCUGGGAGCCACUCGUGUCUGAAGACUAUUGGCGCAUCAAGCUUGAGCCGUCACAAUCGACGGGACCACAUACACCAACGGACCAGUUGACUCCAUCGUUGACACUGGUACAUCGCUUUUCCACUGGCCCACAGACCGCGAUCAAGAAGUGCUCACAAACGUGUCCAACCUGUAGAGCCUCCAGUAGUAGUGGUGAAAUCGUGAAGCACUUAUAUUUUGACGAUCCGGACGAACACAACGGCAGUUCGCUCCUUACUAGCCCUAACUCUCAGCGCCUUCGUCUUGCUGAAGAAGCAGUGAGAGGGUUAAAAAACAGUCUCCAUCGCAAAGAAGAAGAGCUUGAAGAUCUGAAAAACGCUUACGCUCAUGCAGUGAUGAGGGAAUAUUUGAAAAAUGCAGAGCUCUCAAGAGAAAACGCUUCGUUGAGUGCCAAGAAUAAGGAGAUGGAAAAAAUCCUGGAAACGAGUAGAAGGCGGCUACAGGCCUGCGAGUUGUACAAGACCAUCACAGCAGGAGAUGAUGAGACUGUUCUGGGUAGACUUGUGACGGAUGAUGGCUCUAUCAGAAUGCAAAGCGUUCUUAAUAUCCAAAAAAGGCAAUUACUCGUGGCCAAAAGUUUACAAAGUAGACUCAGAGAAGAUCUACGCCAGGAGCGAGAACAGCUGAGGGCCUCAAAGAGAAAAGAAAGCGAAUUGGAAAAUUAUGUGAAGGGUCUCGAACGAGAGCUGCGUGAACUCCGCGCUGUACGGGAAAAACCUCUCAAAGAAAGGUUGCGACCUCGCAACAUCGCUACAACUUCCCGUGUUGUGGAAAAAUCUCGGGAAAAUACGGAUUCGAGAGACGUAGUGCCGAAGAGGAAAACGAGAAGACCUUUGGUGGACAGGAACGGCUCUCAAGAAGAUGCGAAUUCUGCUGAUUCGAAAGAAGAAGAGCAAUGAAGUGAUUAAAGUGACUGCUCCAUUCUGUGAUCGUGCCUGCCUGUUUAUUCAAAAUAUCAUGUGAUUGCUCUAGUUUUAUUUUGUUUCAUUAUGCGAUGUAUUAAAGUGGUAUUGCAUCCCAGACGCAAGUCGAUGAUUUAUACUUUGAUAGGAAAUAUUGGUUUGAUCUGAAAUUUGCUAAAGCAAGCGCACCUACCAAAUCAUCAUUUGUUUCAUAAUCAGUGGCCAUCCUCUUUGGUGCUUUACAAUCUCAUAAAUCUC
This is a messenger RNA of Cylicocyclus nassatus, 1245 nucleotides long. The record is from the annotation of a GenBank genome assembly. Lineage: Eukaryota; Metazoa; Nematoda; Chromadorea; Rhabditida; Strongylidae.